UACGAUAUUAUAUCAUUUUCAGGAAUUUUGUCGAUAUGAAUUACUUUGCAAACGUCAAUUUGAAUACUUCGUUAUUCGAAAUUGUUGUUGAGCAAUAUUGAUCAGUUACUGAAAUAUUGUUUACCUUUUAUCUACUUUUACAGCUAGCCGUUUCUUGUUCUGGAGUUUUCAUCGUUCAGUAUACCCGUACCUGCUUUGUUUUCCAAAGUACAGCUGGACAAUUUUGUUAUCACUCGCGCCGAAAUUCACAAUGCGGGAGAACUGACUGCAUCGUUUCGUUCAAUUUCCGAUGGUGAUUAAUAUUGCCACUAGCCAUACUGCACCAUGCUGCAGCUGCAGGUUUCUCUGAGGACAUCGCCGAUAUUUUGCAUAUAUGCAAUCCUAUUCUCCGUUUGUAACGCCGAUGCAGGGUCAUCGUCUCUCUAUCGAUACAAACGCCAACAAUACUCAUAUGCAUCAUACUCUCCAGGCCAAUACGCUGCAGCUCUAGCUCCAGCUAACUACAACUACAGCUCAUCCGGCAGCACAGCGGGAUCGCCGGGAUGUCCAACAUGCGCCACUUGCACACCACCAUGCACGGCAAACCCAUGUUUUUUCAGCUCUUUACCAUACCACUGCACCCUGGACCAAUGUACUCAAGCACAAAAAGACAGCAACGAUUUUUCUAUCUUCGCUCCCAACGUGAAAAUCCCGAAGUGUUUCUUCAAUCUGAAAGGGUUCAAGAUUUUCUCCUUCAAUCUCUGUGCAAAAAGUACCGCCCAGACUAAGCCGGACGAUACAACAAAAAAAGUGGAGUGCUAUGGCGGAAAUGCUGCCUAUGGCGCCUGCUUCAGCAUUACAGCUCCGGGGACACCGCCGAAUCCAGCCAAUGGCUACGUUCUAGUACCAGAUAUCACUAGUUCUAGCACUACGUGUCAGAACAUACCUACUUCAACCACAACAGUAAUGCUGACCUGUGCCAUCAAAGCCACCGAUGCCAGUUCGAAUGUGGUUGGAAUCAGUAAUCAAUUUACGGUGACCAUCUCGACGGACUGUACGCCAUGAAUUCCUCUGAAUGCACCUACUGUGAUUUAUUUUAAGCUAUUGUCCCGGCCCUGGGCAGUGCAAUACCAGCGACCGCAUUUUAAUUAAACUGUAAAUAUUAGAAAUAACGCUGCAGUUGCAUGGAUCAACUACAAGUACGAGUAAU
Paramacrobiotus metropolitanus is the source of this 1189-nucleotide messenger RNA. RefSeq lists its product as uncharacterized. Lineage: Eukaryota; Metazoa; Tardigrada; Eutardigrada; Parachela; Macrobiotidae. The transcript is spliced from 6 exons. The record is from RefSeq and is a predicted model, not a curated record. The coding region runs from base 325 to 1044 and encodes 239 amino acids.